CACUAGCAAUGAAAAGUUGUAGCCGCAAACUGUUUGCUGCAUCGAUUGUCAUUAUUGGCCUCCUCGGUGUGCAAAGUCAGUCAAAUGUCUGUCAGAAGAUUGUUGAAGAAUCCGCACCCAAUUAUUGUGAACAGUGGGGUGAAAAACACGUGGCCUGCAAUCCCAAACAAGGUGACAUCAAGUGUGGUAAAUCGACUGCUGAGCUUUCGGACAUAACGGAUCGGAUGAAAUGGAAUAUAAUAAGACAACACAAUACGUACCGCAACAUGGUGGCAAAGGGUACCUUUACGCUGAUUCCAAUUGCGGCACGAAUGCUCAAAAUCAAAUGGGAUGAGAAUCUGGCUUAUGUGGCCAGUCAGGCGAUAAGAAAGUGCAAUCUAAGCAUACCCAAUGAUCUGAUCUAUCCAACAACGAAUGCCUCAAAGCCAGGCUACAAUGCAGCCUAUAAUAAAUAUCCCGAGAGCCUUCCUCAGGAUGAAUUGAAGAUCGCAAGCUCACAGAUAAAGUCUUGGUUCAAUCAGAACAAAUAUGUUAACGUCCAGGGACUUCGCACUAAUAAAUCAGCAGCUGGCCAGGAGAUUGGCCACUUCAAACAACUGGUGACUGGCUUGAAUGAUCGCGUGGGCUGCGCAAUUCUCAAAUAUCCCGAAGGUUCGUGGCGCAUUCAGUUGAUGAUUUGUUUAUAUGGCUGCCACCAGCAGGACAAUCAAAUGACUUAUGCUUUGGGUAAAGUGCCUGGCGAUAAAUGUCAAUGUGGUGCGGAUAAGAAGUUCAAGAACUUAUGUGUCAAAACUGAACGAUAUGGUGACUGUGCUCUCAUCAAAGAUCACAAUCUAGAAGAUGCAGAUCUGGAUGGAACAACAACUACAACUGCUCCGAAAACAACGCGAAAGCACAAACGUUGGAAUAAUGAUCUGCUUGAUAAAAUGACAGAGUGGGUUUUAGGUCAAGAAACUGCGAAGCUUUAAUGUCGGAAAUAAGCACAAAAUUGUUUAUCCCCAGAUACCAAGUUGAAUAUAUCAGAAUUGUGUUUUUCAAUAA
Drosophila nasuta is the source of this 1041-nucleotide messenger RNA. Its product is annotated as antigen 5 like allergen Cul n 1-like. The transcript is spliced from 3 exons. The record is from RefSeq and is a predicted model, not a curated record. NCBI's taxonomy places the organism in Eukaryota, Metazoa, Arthropoda, Insecta, Diptera, Drosophilidae. The coding region runs from base 9 to 968 and encodes 319 amino acids.